UAUUCUCAAAUCAGUUGUUGUAAAUAACUGAUGAUCAAGUCACACACGAUUUCACCGUUAUGGACAUUUAGCAUACUCUGAAUAGACUGCAUGAAAUGAAUACAAAAUAAACGCUAGAAUCACACGUCCUACUUUGCAUUGAACUGCUGACACACAAUUCUGCUGUUUCUUGCAGGUGGUAAUGCUUCUUGCAUUGACGUGGUUGGAUGGGAGGGAAACGAUGGGGAAACUUCACAUACCUUGAAGAGGUGGGUCUAUCCUUUGCUCUUAUUAAGACGACCGUGCAGAAUUGGAAAAUGGAAAAAUAUUGCCGUGAGAUGGUUGAAGGAGGUCGACUGAUUGUCUUGGAUACGAAACCAAAGUAUGAGGCAAUGCAGCAUUACAUGAACGAGGAUGCGGACGAGGGAACUCCCUUUUAUAUUGGAUUAAAACGGCGAGGAGCCAAGAAGAUACAUCACUGGUCCAACGGGAAGCCGAUAGACGACAACUUCUGGUGUUCGGGACCAGGAAAACCACACAACUCGCCAUGCACAGUGCUGAAACGACAUUCAGCACGAACUGGUUACUGUAUCGGUGUAAAACCUUGCAUUGGAGGACGUAUCAUUUGUGAAAAACCUUAACAUUGAACAAAACACGAUAUGUAUGUUCACAAAUA
Messenger RNA from Haliotis rubra (blacklip abalone), 655 nucleotides. RefSeq lists its product as uncharacterized. The coding region runs from base 207 to 620 and encodes 137 amino acids. The transcript has 3 exons. NCBI's taxonomy places the organism in Eukaryota, Metazoa, Mollusca, Gastropoda, Lepetellida, Haliotidae. The record is from RefSeq and is a predicted model, not a curated record.